UAGACAUUGGACUCCACACCUCCAAGCGCGACCCUUCCCUCCCUCCCCCGCAGGCGUGUCGCUGUCGUGACUCUUCUUCUCCCAGACAGGCGACAAAGUGUGUUCAGUCUUCUUGUGUUUACCGGGUUGUUUGUGAGGGAUUCCCGGCCCUCCUUGUGUUUACCUGAUAAUAAAACUUGCCUUUUCGCUCUCUCUCUCAAAAAAAAAAAAAAAAAAAAGUGUGCUCAGUCUUCUUAGACAUGGCGAGUCGAUCGGUGACGGAAGAAGAGGACGCUAGCGAGCUCAAGCUCGGUGAAGAGUUUCAACGAGCCAAGUGCCUUAUGAACGCUGAGGUGGUCACUAUUCUGGAACAUAAGGUCAGGCAGCUGCAGGAGAUCCUCGGGGAAGAUGAUCCAACGGCAACCCAGAUUUCCAAUGUUUUCGACAAAUCUCUGGCAUAUGUGAAGCGUUUCAGCCACUACAGGAAUCCAGAGGCAGUCAAGCAAGUUCGAGAAUCGUUAAGUAGAAGGGGACUUGCAGAAUUUGAGAUUUGUGUAAUAGGAAAUCUUGUUCCAGAUACUGUGGAGGAGGCAAAGACUCUGGUCCCCACCCUCGCGCAAGAAGGGCGCUUCGACGAUGAUGCCAUAGAGAGCAUUGUGAGGGAGAUAGACAAUCUGAAGAAGUUUGAGUAAAUGAUGGGUCAUGGGAAGGCAGUCUCAUUUUUCGACCAACUUAGUUGGAGGAAGCGAACACCUUCAAGCGCAACAUACAAGACGGACAAGCAUCACAGGAACCCGAAGAAAUAACACGCGGAGAAGCCAAGUCGUUGGAGCCACAGGCGAAGGUCACAAUCGGAGAACGUGUAUGCUCUCCCCACUGCAUAGAGCUGAACGCUCCGAAGCGGGAAAUGGGCACGACAGCGCUUCCCCUGCCAUCGCCGCCGACCUGAAAUGCCAGAUCAUAGCGCAGUCGCUGCAGUGAAAGAAGCAUCUCGGAGUCUUUAAACCACCAGUACUUGGCCCAGCUAUCAGCCGGGGGGGGGGGGGAAACAUAGAGUAGAAACAUUUCUAGUCGGAUGAAUUUGGGCGCUCCUGUAGUGGCGCGUACGUUUCCUAAAAUAAAAUUGUGGCUUGUUA
Chara braunii is the source of this 1115-nucleotide messenger RNA. The record is from the annotation of a GenBank genome assembly. Lineage: Eukaryota; Viridiplantae; Streptophyta; Charophyceae; Charales; Characeae.